AUGUACGCCGGAGGCGGAUCUGGUGCUAUCUCGCCUGUGUCUUCCAUCUCUCCUGAAGAUGCAUUCUGUCAUCAGGCAUCUAUCGAUGGCACUAUCUUGUAUACGGACUCUACCUCGGAAAACCCUGUGGUCAAAGACUCUAACAACCCAUGCUUGGUGUUCAUCAAUUCUCAGUUUAGUGAAGACUGGGACCGCAGUACACUUGCAGAUGUCUACUCUGACACGCUCGUAAUCAAUGUUGCUUCUCAAUGCAAGAACACAAUGGCUUUUAUCCACAACGCAGGCGUCCGUCUGGUUGACCGCUGGAUCGAGCAUCCAAACAUCACCGCAGUCAUCUUUGCCGAUCUGCCAGGUCAGUACAGUGGUAAUUCAUUGACAGAGAUUGUAUAUGGUCGUCAACCGCCAUCUGGACGCCUUCCUUUCACAGUCGCCAAGAACGAGUCUGAUCAUGGCAGUUUGUUGAGGCCGACACUGCCUGACAGAAGCAAUCCUCAAUACUCGCAGUCUGACUUUACUCAAGGUCUAUUUAUCGACUACAGACGGUUCAUCCAGACAACCAUCACGCCGCGUUUUGUGUUUGGUUACGGUCUGACAUAUUCGAGUUUUGACUACUCUUCACUGAAGAUCUCUGUCAACGCGAGUGCUGUUCGCUCAUCUGCACCUCCUGGCACAACGAUAGGUAUUGCUCCAGAAGGUGAUGUAACGUCUCUUUACGACAAUAUCGCCACAGUAUCCAUCUCCUUCAAGAACACUGGUACCGUAGCUGCUGCUGAAGUAGCUCUGCUAUACAUCGGUGUUCCUGGCAGCGGUGUUCCCAAAGUUCUGCGUGGGUUCGAGAAGCAGUUGAUACAGCCUGGUGCGGGUGUAGUCAUGAGUUUUUCGCCGAGGAGAAGAGAUCUAAGCAUUUGGGACGUUGUUACACAACAAUGGGUCUUACCUUCUGGUGACUUCAGUGUUAUGGUUGGGAAGAGUGUCUUGGAUAUCCAGGUCCAGGGUAUCUUGACCAUGUAG
Aureobasidium uvarum is the source of this 1011-nucleotide messenger RNA. The record is from the annotation of a GenBank genome assembly. NCBI's taxonomy places the organism in Eukaryota, Fungi, Ascomycota, Dothideomycetes, Dothideales, Saccotheciaceae.